Molecule: messenger RNA, 366 nt
Organism: Penicillium cinerascens
Lineage: Eukaryota; Fungi; Ascomycota; Eurotiomycetes; Eurotiales; Aspergillaceae
Product: alpha-ketoglutarate dehydrogenase subunit KGD4
Exons: 2
Coding region: 1-366 (121 amino acids)
Biological process (GO): 2-oxoglutarate metabolic process
Source: RefSeq, a predicted model, not a curated record
AUGCGUGCUACCUUCGCUCUCCGCAACGCUGCCCGGACUCCCCUGAUUCGCUUCCUGGGCAAGCGCUCCGUCCCUAAGUCCGUGGACCACACUCCUCGCGUUCACCCCGCCUCUCCCACCAAAGCUCUCCCUGACUCCUUCGCCGCCUACCGAGCCAAGGCUCAGCAGCACGGCCCUCUCGGUCGCGCCUCCUUCACCACCGGCGGUGGCAUCGGCGGGCAGCCCGGCUCCGCGCUCGGCCCCGUCCAGCCCGCCUCGGGCGAGUUCUUCGAUCGGACUGAGCUCCCUGCCCGUUUCGGCCGUCUCUCUUGGAGCCAGGCCGAGAUCGAGGCCGUCGAGUCCGGCGGCGCCAGCAUGUACGCGUAA